Messenger RNA from Melanotaenia boesemani (Boeseman's rainbowfish), 1963 nucleotides. It is a transcript of the gene asphd1, whose product is annotated as aspartate beta-hydroxylase domain containing 1. The transcript has 6 exons. Bases 101 to 1192 code for a protein of 363 amino acids. The record is from RefSeq and is a predicted model, not a curated record. NCBI's taxonomy places the organism in Eukaryota, Metazoa, Chordata, Actinopteri, Atheriniformes, Melanotaeniidae.
AGCUUUCCACCACCACGGUGCUGAAGUGCGUCCGACUCAGCGCGUCACAGUGUAUCAAGGUAUUCUGACAAUAGACGCGAGUGUUCCCCAAAUUUAUAGGAUGCAUUGGUCAAUGAAUACACUGCCUUUGCCUCAGUAUGUUGAGCUGGGUGUUCAUUCACUGAGUGGCCUUCUGUGGACUCUACUGCUUCUGUUUCUGUGGCACUGUUACCGGAUUGGCUCCGAUCUGCCAAUCCCAGGCCAGUCGCAUGCUGGAAAACUCAAAUCAAGCUUGAGGCGGUCCAUGAUUUCGCGAAGGGGUAGCUGCAUUGGAAUGAAGUGCAGUGCACGAUCCAAGAUGUCCGGGAGUGAUCAAAUUAGCCCUUUUAUUUCCAUGGAAACAGUGGAGGACGAGGAACAGGGACAGGGCUACCUCACCCCAGUGCUGAGUCAUGCCUUGUUCCCUGCCGAGGCAUCCGCAGAAGCCAAAAAGCUGUACACAGCACUGCAAGCGUAUGCGAAACGUUACAGUUGGGUGGGCAUGGGUCGGAUUCAUAAAGGCCUCCGUGAGCAGGUCAGACUGAAUGAUCUCUCUGCAAUACAGAAGCCUCAUCUCUUCUUCUUACCAGAUGUCCCAAGUGUUCCUUUUUUCCCACGUGAUGCUCAUCGACAUGAUAUUGAGGUCUUGGAAGCUAACUAUUUAGUAAUAUUGGCUGAAUUGCAGGCUGUAUACCAGCGGGGCAUCAAUUCAAAAUUAGGCUGGACUUCUCUUGGACCAAAGGGCCAGGGAGUGUUUCCCUUGUACAGUGCAGGUGUCUGUGUGGCAGGAAACUGUCGCUCCUGUCCUUGUACCUACCGCACACUUCUUUCCCUGAGGACAUUUAUAAACAGCAACUCACUGGGUUCAGCAGGAUUUUGGCUACUUGGGCCUGGCGCUACAUUGGGGAGCUCAUAUGGACCUACAAACACACGCCUACGUUGUCAUCUUGGUCUGCAGACUCCUCCCUCGUGUGAGCUGGUGGUGGGAGGGGAACCUCAGUGCUGGUCAGAGGGACACUGCCUCCUGGUAGAUGACUCCUUCCUGCACACUGUUUCACACAAAGGACCUCCAGAAUCUGGACCCAGAGUCAUUUUGAUUGUGGACCUCUGGCAUCCAAAUGUGGCUGCCGCAGAAAGACAAGCUUUGGACUUCAUGUUCACCCCCGACCUUUGAACUUGCUCCACAUGACGGAAACAUGCAGGGAUGCCUUAACUUAGCCCUGCUUGACCUGGGUCAUGCAUCUCAUUCCAGUCAACGAAUCACUGUGUGAAUAAUCUGUCCCAAAGAAUUACAUAAGCCAUUAGCCAUGCAUUCAAGUCGGUCCGAAUGUCUGGCUAACACAAGAAAUUGCCACAACAAUGCAGUAUGUUGCCAUGAGACAGUUCUGUAUGCUAAAAAAAUUGCCCACCAACUUUAAAUUGAAAGCCUGGGUGUGCAUAUUGAGCUGAGAAGGUCUUAGCUAUUGUAAAUACCAGCAUCCUUGUGCAAAUAACUUCUCCUGUCCAUGCAUGAUAAAUAUACCAGUUGGCCUGAGCAGCUGAUGCAUGUGUUCGUAUUGCAUGCCUUCUGAAAGCAAAACCCACCAGAGUGCUUGUGGCAGUCUUAUUUUAACAUGUGAGAUUACCAGUGGUUUAACCAAAAAAACUGUGACAACAUGAAAAUUGUAUACAUGUACAUUUAUUUUUGUUUCUGUCAAAAUUAAUGCCAAACAUAUUUUAACCUACAUAUACUGUGGUUUCUAUUCUGUUAUAAAAGUUCUCAUGCGAAUGCUGGAAUGUUUCUAUUGUGAAAUCUGUUCUACAGUAUUGUUUUUUUAUAAGUUUACUAUUAUUGCUGUUUAAGUUGUGUUGUAUGAAUAAGUAUACGUCAGAGGAUUUGCAGAAUUAUUUGUCUGUGUAUCUUUUUAUUAAGUUUUUGAAUCCAAGUAAAUAAAUAAAAUACCCA